Molecule: messenger RNA, 1008 nt
Organism: Erigeron canadensis
Lineage: Eukaryota; Viridiplantae; Streptophyta; Magnoliopsida; Asterales; Asteraceae
Exons: 3
Coding region: 1-1008 (335 amino acids)
Source: RefSeq, a predicted model, not a curated record
AUGGAAAGAUCUGGUACGUCUUUGUUCUUAACAUCUUGUUUUGACGAGGAUGAUGAUGAUGAUGAUGAUGAUGAUGAUGAUGAUGAUAAGAAGAACGAGAAACCCAAAUCCCAAAAACCGACCCUACUACCUCUAGCCACCUCCGGCCACCCAACCGCCGCCUCUGGCCAUCCAACCCCACCGUUAGUGGGUUCUAAUUCAACGUCGUCGAUGGAUUCAAUAAGCGUUAAUCUUAGACGAGUUAUCUUGUGGACUAUAGAAGGAACUACCGUAGUCGUGUGGACUACAGGAGGAACUACCGUGAGAGAAGCACUUGAAGACAAUGGUUUGCGCGUGAGCCGAGAAAAGACAGAAUACCUACGAUGUGACUUCGAUAAGCAGGAGAUAAGAAAAAAUGGGGAUGAGGAUAUUCGCAUUGGCGAGCUGAUACCGUGUCCAAAUGAGUCUUUUAGAUACCUGGGAUCAGUGAUACAAAAAUCUGGGGAUAUAGAUGAAGACGUGACACAUCGGAUCCAAGCGGGAUGGAUGAAGUGGAGAGGAGCUACAAGAGUCAUGUGCGACAAGAGGACUCCGCUAAAACUGAAAAGCAAGUUCUACAUAGUAGAUACUAGACUGGCUAUGUUAUACGGGUUGGAAUGGUGGCCGAUGACGAAAGCCCAAGCGUCCCGGGUGGGGGUGGCUGAGAUGAGGAUGCUAAGGUGGGCUUGCGGGAAGACCCUAGCAGACAGGAUCCCCACGGGAGCUUUUAGAUCCGAGCUAGAAGUAGGGUCCAUCAUAAACAAGCUAAGGGAAGGACGCCUGAGAUGGUUUGGCCAUGUUAGGAGAAGAGACCAAACAACACCACUAAGGAGAGCGAAAUCUAUUGAAGUUGACGGCACUCGAAGGAGGGGAAGGCCUAAGAUAAGGUGGGAGGAUCGACUAGCGAAGGACCUUAUAGAGCUUGACUUUUCAGAGGACAUGAUGUUAGAUAGGACGAUCUGGAGAACUAGGAUUAGAGUAGAGGAGUAG